GAGUCUCACUCUGUCACCCAGGCUGGAGUGCAAUGGUGCAAUCUCUGCUCACUGCAACCUCUGCCUCCUGGGUUCAAGCAAUUCUUCUGCCUCAGCCUCCCAAGUAGCUGGGAUUACAGGCACCCGCCACCACACCCAGCUAACUUUUGUAUUUUUAGUAGAAACGGGUUUUCGCCAUGUUGCCCAGGCUGGUCUCAAUCUCCUGGGCUCAAGUAGUCCUCCCGUCUCGGUCUCCCAAAGUGCUGGGAUUACAGGACAGGUACCUAAAGAUGGGAAUGAGGAUUCUCUGAGAUGAGAGAGUAACAGGGACCCCAGAGCCCGAUCUGGAAGCUUUUGUCCUCAUUCUGGCCCUGAGGGCAGUGAAUGCAGAUCAGAGGUCAUUGAUAGCAGGCUUGAUUUUUAUCUGCAUUGAUGGGUUCAGCAUAAAUGGACCAGAACAGUAAGAGUGCAAAAAACAAACAGACAAAAAACAACAAAAACACAAACCUUGGGUUGGCUAUUGUAAAAAGACUGGCACAUCACCUUGUGCUUUAGUUUCAAGUGAUCUUUAGUUUGAACUUUUGUUUUACUCCCACAUGUUCUUUUUAAAAAAUUCCAAACUCAUGGGUCAUGAUUUGAAGAAAAUUUCCCUUCCUCCUGCCUGGCGCACAAGGUAACGUCAAAAGCUGGGACAGGGAACAGGGCAGCAAGCAGACAUUGACCUUUACCUCCCAGCUCCUCUCUCCCACCCCUUUUCUGCUGGGCAUAGAGGAUUAGAACUGCUUCCUCCUGUGGUUUACCAGAAAACGCUCUGCGGCUGGAGCUUCAGCACAGGCUGGGUCUGCAGUGCCGGGUCUGUUUGGGGACAGCUGCACGCCUCUUCCACUUGUGGGAGAACAAAGGCCGGAACCUGCAUUCUGAUCCAAACCCCCUGGCCCCCACCUUCUGGGAUGUUAGCAGAGCCUUUUAACUGGCACCCAGGCAUGUGGAAUAUGCUCAUAGUGGCGAUGUGCUUGGCCCUUCUGGGCUGCCUACAAGCCCAGGAGCUCCAGGGACAUGUCUCCAUAAUCCUGCUGGGAGCAACUGGGGACCUGGCUAAGAAGUACUUAUGGCAGGGACUGUUCCAGCUGUACCUGGAUGAAGCAGGGAGGGGUCACAGUUUUAGCUUCCAUGGAGCUGCUCUGACAGCCCCCAAGCAGGGUCAAGAGCUCAUGGCCAAGGCCCUGGAAUCCCUCUCCUGCCCCAAGGACAUGGCACCCAGUCACUGUGCAGAGCACAAGGAUCAGUUCCUGCAGCUGAGCCGGUACCGCCAACUGAAGACGGCUGAGGACUAUCAGGCCCUGAACAAGGACAUCGAGGCACAGCUCCAGCACGCAGGCCUCCGGGAGGCUGGCAGAAUCUUCUACUUCUCGGUGCCACCCUUCGCCUAUGAAGACAUUGCCCGCAACAUCAACAGCAGCUGCCGGCCAGGCCCGGGCACCUGGCUGCGGGUUGUCCUUGAGAAACCCUUUGGCCAUGACCACUUCUCAGCCCAGCAGCUGGCCACAGAACUCGGGACCUUUUUCCAGGAGGAGGAGAUGUACCGGGUGGACCAUUACUUAGGCAAGCAGGCUGUGGCGCAGAUCCUGCCCUUCCGAGACCAGAACCGCAAGGCUCUGGGCAGCCUCUGGAACCGGCAACACGUGGAGCGGGUGGAGAUCGUCAUGAAAGAGACCGUGGAUGCCGAAGGCCGCACCAGCUUCUACGAGGAGUACGGUGUCAUUCGCGACGUCCUCCAGAACCAUCUGACGGAGGUCCUCACCCUCGUGGCCAUGGAGCUGCCGCACAAUGUCAGCAGUGCGGAGGCUGUGCUGCGGCACAAGCUUCAGGUCUUCCAGGCGCUGCGGGGCCUGCAGAGGGGCAGUGCCAUCGUGGGCCAGUACCAGUCUUACAGCGAGCAGGUGCGCAGAGAGCUGCAGAAGCCAGAUAGCUUCCACAGCCUGACGCCGACCUUCGCAGCCGUCCUAGUGCACAUCGACAACCUUCGCUGGGAGGGCGUGCCUUUCAUCCUGAUGUCUGGCAAAGCCUUGGACGAGAGAGUGGGCUACGCUCGGAUCUUGUUCAAGAACCAGGCCUGCUGUGUGCAGAGCGAAAAGCACUGGGCCGCGGCGCAGAGCCAGUGCCUGCCCCGGCAGCUCGUCUUCCACAUCGGCCACGGCGACCUGGGCAGCCCUGCCGUGCUGGUCAGCAGGAACCUGUUCAGGCCCUCCCUGCCCUCCAGCUGGAAGGAAAUGGAGGGACCACCUGGGCUCCGCCUUUUCGGCAGCCCUCUGUCCGAUUACUACGCCUACAGCCCUGUUCAGGAGCGGGACGCCCACUCCGUCCUCUUAUCCCAUAUCUUCCAUGGCCGGAAGGAUUCCUUCAUCACCACAGAGAACUUGCUGGCCUCCUGGGACUUCUGGACCCCUCUGCUGGAGAGCCUGGCCCAUAAGGCCCCACGCCUCUACCCUGGAGGAGCUGAGAACGGCCGUCUGUUGGACUUUGAGUUCAGUAGCGGCCGGUUGUUCUUUUCCCAGCAGCAGCCGGAGCAGCUGGUGCCAGGGCCAGGGCCGGCCCCAAUGCCCAGUGACUUCCAGGUCCUCAGGGCCAAGUACCGAGAGAGCCCGCUGGUCUCCGCCUGGUCCGAGGAGCUGAUCUCUAAGCUGGCUAAUGACAUCGAGGCCACCGCUGUGCGAGCCGUGCGGCGCUUUGGCCAGUUCCACCUGGCGCUGUCGGGGGGCUCGAGCCCCGUAGCCCUGUUCCAGCAGCUGGCCACGGCGCACUAUGGCUUCCCCUGGGCCCACACGCACCUGUGGCUGGUUGACGAGCGCUGCGUCCCACUCUCGGACCCGGAGUCCAACUUCCAGGGCUUGCAGGCCCACCUGCUGCAGCACGUCCGGAUCCCCUACUACAACAUCCACCCCAUGCCUGUGCAUCUGCAGCAGCGGCUCUGCGCCGAGGAGGACCAGGGCGCCCAGAUCUACGCCAGGGAGAUCUCAGCCCUGGUGGCCAACAGCAGCUUCGACCUGGUGCUGCUGGGCAUGGGUGCCGACGGGCACACAGCCUCUCUUUUCCCACAGUCGCCCACCGGCCUGGACGGCGAGCAGCUGGUCGUGCUGACCACGAGCCCCUCCCAGCCACACCGCCGCAUGAGCCUUAGCCUGCCUCUCAUCAACCGUGCCAAGAAGGUGGCUGUCCUGGUCAUGGGCAGGAUGAAGCGUGAGAUCACCACGCUGGUGAGCCGGGUGGGCCAUGAGCCCAAGAAGUGGCCCAUCUCGGGUGUCCUGCCACACUCCGGCCAGCUGGUAUGGUACAUGGACUAUGACGCCUUCCUGGGAUGAGGGCGCCUGUGCCCCUUGCCCGCUCCGCUCCUGUGCUUUCCUUCGCCCGUGUCUUCCCUCCCUUCUCGGCCCCACCACCUGCCCAGCGUGCCCUGGCUCUCCAGAACCUUCUGUCCCACAGUCAGGCCCCAGAGAGGGCAGGACAAGGCCUUGUCCCAAUGCCUUUGACCGGCAGCUCUGUGUAGUGGUGGAUAGAUGCAGAAACAAGGAAGAAAUGGAGUCUGCUCCUGAGAAGCUUCAAAUCCAGGCCAGGAGAGAGUCUUAAGAAAAGACCUCCAGCAGUUACACAUUCAUAUCAGCCAGCACAACAAGGGAUGGCGCUCAAACUCCGGCGUUCACAAGAGGAGACGUGGUGGGCUGAGGUUAAUCAGGGAAGGUUUCCUGGGGGAGGUGAUCCUUGAACUGGCUCCCGGGGAACAUUCAGAGCAUGAUUGGUGGACAGAAGGGUGCAGAGGCGCCCAGGGGAGUAUAUUGCCCCGUGCAAAGCAGGGGCACUGGGGACUGUCUUUAGACCCUGAGGGGGUCAAGCCCCUCCUUCCCCAGCUGCCCCUUCUUCUAGAACCUCUGCACCUCUAGCCUCUGGCCCUCCUCUUCACUGCCUCCACCUGCUCCCACUUGCCAUCCCUCUCUCCUCCAUCCUGGCUGUGCAGCAGGAAUUCCAGGCUCCUCCCUGUGUCUUUGCUGUUCCUCAGACUCCAUUUAUAGAGAAUGAGGGCUGAUAACAGGAAUACAGCAGCAAAGACUAGACUGUGGAAAGGGUUCCAGAAAUCUUUUUUUCUUUUUUAAUUAAAAAAAAUAUUUGCAGAGAUGAGCUUUUGCUCUGUUGUCCAGGCUGGUCUCAAACUCCUGGGCUCAAGCGAUCCUCCCAUCUCAGCCUCCCAGAGUGCUGGGAUUGCCCACCCACAGAGUGCUUGGGUGUGAGCUACUGCACCGAGCCCCAGAAAUCUCAGCGCUGUUUGGAGCUCCGUUUCUCAUUUGAUGACUUGCUCUGCGUGGGGAGGUGGGGUCUCAUUCCCCCAGCUUCCUCAGGGAGGACCCCUGCCCUCCGCUGCUCCUGUGUCCUGCUAGCCUUCCUCCAUGAAGCAUGCUGGGUGCAGAUAAUCAGGCCAUUCCAGAGAGCCCCAAUUUAAGAGGGUCAUUUCCGUCUCAGGGGCUCCCGAGUGGGUGUUUCCGCUCUCAGUAACCCGUCUUGUUUUACCAGGAAAGAUCCAGUUAAAUCACCCACUGAGGUGACAGCUCAUUAGCGGGGAGAGAGAUGGAGCAUCGAGUGACACUGGGCCAUCCAGGCGGCUCUGCUCCCACCAGACAGGAGCCAGGCCUCACUGGCAGGGGGGCUGCCCACAGCCUUUUCAGGGGCUCGCUUGGCGGGUGACAGGGCCGCAGCCAGGCCUUCUCUCCCUGCCCCUUGGUGACCCCGUGGCUUCCUGUCUGCCAGUCUCUCCUGCUACUUCUCACUUCACCACUAACUCUCUGCCUGAGACUGGGGAAGUAAGCCGGUAUCUUCUCGGUGAGCGUAGGUUGGGGACUGUGAUCUUGAGAAGCCAUGGACCAGCAAUACCUGCUUUUCUGAAACCCCCAAGGAGGGCUCUGACAUGCUUUUAAAAAACAACACAAAGCAAAAUUCCCAGGACAUGUGUAGUUUUGUUUGUUCAACAUCCCACAACUUAAGACUGGGAGAUGGAACUCUUGGUUAAGGUCGAUUUUUCUGUCUGGCUUCUCCCACACCUUACACUUGCUCUCUGGAUCAGGCAGAUACAAACUUCCUAGCACAUUUUCAGAGAGGGCUUUCUUGGGUGAGGGAGCAUGGCGAAGUCAGUUUCUCUCUGGACUGUUUACGCUUCAAGGCUAUGGAUUUAAAGGAAUCCUGGCUUUCAUUUUCAAUGCCAGUCUAAGACAUGGUUCCCAAGCUGGGGCUCUUGUUCAGCCUACUUAUUCUGGCCACCAACAACAACCCAGGCCAGACAGAGCAUCUCUUUUUUUUUUUUUUUUUUUUUGAGACAGAGUCUCUCUCUGUCGCCCAGGCUGGAACACAGUGGCGAAAUCUUGGCUCACUAGAACCUCCGCCUCCUGGGUUCAGGCAAUUCUCGUGCCUCAGCCUCCCGAGUAGCUGCGACUACAGGCGCCGGCCACCAUGCCUGUCAGAUUUUUGUAUUUUAGUAGAGACAGGGUUUCACCAUGUUGCCCAGGCUGGUCUCGAACUCCUGAGCUCAGGCAGUCUACCCACCUCAGCCUCCCAAAGUGCUGGAAUUACAGGCGUGAGCCAGAACAUCUGUUUUUAUACCCAGAGAGCGCCCCUCAUUAGGACAGAACCACAGUGCCCAGAGCCGGGAAGCCGCCCUCCUGGCGCCCCAGCAUCUGAGCUGCUACACGUGACGGGCGGGCUCAGGAGAAGACAGGGAGUCGUGGUGGAAGUUCCACAGCUGGCCACGUGGAGGAGCCCUUGCACCGCACUGCCGCCUCCUGACUGCCACGAUACCCGCAGCUCCUGUGCCGGAUUUCUUUUCAUUUCCCUCCUCUCUCCCAGGGUACCUGGCCCCAGCACUCUCCCAUCUGUUCUUCAGGAACCGACUCCUCUCCAGUUGCAACACCAGAGAGAAAGGGGCCUCCACAUGCCCAAGUACCCCUGCAGGAUGAAGGGCAGGCCGGCCCUUGAUGUGCCAUUUCUGAAUAAUAGUCACUGCCGCCGCCGAGUCUAGGAUGUCCUGUUCUAACUCAGCCCUGCCUCGGAUGCACCACCGAUCUGUGCGGAGUGGGUGUGGGAGUGUGAGUGAGGGUCGAAAUGCCAAAGGUCUGCUUUCCAGAAUCAAGUGCCUUCUGCAAAUCACGUUGGAAAAGUCCAAACCUGGAGAUGUCCAUGUGCCUCCGCCCUUACCCACCCCUUUCCCUUCAGCUGUGUUAGGCAGGAGAAGUUUUCAGAACCCUCUAGGCUGGUGGCUUUCAAACUUCGGACCAUGAUCUGCAGCAAGAAACGUGCCUUCCAUCAUAAAUCAGUCCAUUUGUUUACAACUGUUUUCCAAGCAGCUUUCAUAAAGAAAUUCUUACCCUUAGGACCUCGGAUAUCCUCUAUUUUUUAGUUUUCAUUUUUUUAAAAUGCUUCUUAAAUUUCACUAAAUUGGGCUAGGUGCGGAUCAUGCCUGUAAUCCCAGCACUAUGGGAGGCUGAGGUGAGAGGAUCACUUGAGCCCAGAAGGUUGAAACCAGCCUGGGCAACAUAGUGAGACCCCAUCUCUACAAAAAGUUUUAAAACCAGGCAUGGUGGUGCCCACCUGUGGUCCCAGCUACUCAGGAGGCUGAGGUGGGAGGAUCACCUGAGCCCAGGAGGCUGAGGCUGCAGUAAGGUGUGAUUGCACUAUUGCGCUCUAGCCUGGAAAACAGAGUAAGACCCUGUCUCAAAAAAGAAAAAAAAAAAAAAAAAAAAGGAAAGAAAGAGUGAUGACAACAGCCCAGGGAGCAGCCCUGCUCAGAACCCAAGUCUGUAGGGUUCCAGGUUCCAGCGCUGUGUUCCCAGGCAGGCUGCUUGCCUCUUCCUGACCUGGAAGCCCUUGGUCCUCUGGUGGCGGCAGUUCCCACAGUCCAGGUUCCCUGGUGGGGACCGAUGAUUCCAUCUGCAUGGAAGCUCAUGUGUGCACUUAGGGGCCCAUAAAUGGCAGAAGGGCCCCUCCUUUGGGAGACCUUGUCAGUCAGCAUCUCUAGGGCAAGCAUGAUUGCCAUUUGUAGAGGGGAAGGAAUCAAGGGACUUUAAGCUAGAUCAAAAUCUGGGGACAAAUUCUUCUGCCACCUGCAAGUCAAAAUAGGCCCUUCUUACUGAAUUUCCCUGUUCGUUUCUCUGCAGACAAUGCUUUAGCCCUACUCUUGGGCCCCCAAAUUAGCAGAGUAAUCAAAGCUUCCUACCGUUUGGCCUGCUAUUCCAGACUAGUCCCUCAAGGGGUUCCAUUCCAAAAUUUGGAGGGCUCAGGCUCCCAACUCCGGGCCUGUCUGCUUUGCUUGUGUUUCUCCUGUCCCUGUUCUCCCGGAGGGCCCAGGUGGAACUCACGACAGGGAGGGAGAAGCUUCCCAAAAACCUGCAGGGCUAUUUCCCAGAAUUUGGUUUUCAAGUACAAAACUUUUUGUCCUGUAAGAUAUAUGCAGCCUCACAGAAGCAGCCUCUGCAUCCACUUUACCAGCUAUGUUUUUAUCUUAAGCACAUGGGGCUCCCUUAGAACUUACUCCACUGAUUAAAAAAAAAACAAAACUGCCUGGCAGCAUCUCAGUGUCAGAGUGAGCACAGCACAGGAAAGGCCCGUGGUGACGAGGGUGAGGUGGCCACAGUGACUGGACGACACCCUAGCACCCAUCCACCCUGCAAAUGAGACUCCAGAGGGUGAAGAUCUGCGGUCUCCAGACGUCAUAGGCCAUGUGACCCACUAGGGCCUGCUUACCCCUGGCCGUCCGCUGGCUGAACUGAAUGCAUUCCCUCUCUGCAACUCUCCCGUGAGGCUGCACCCGUGUGGGUAGCACUUGAAGCAGCGCUGUUUGCAUUGUACAUAGGAAGGAAGGAAGUUCUUCCAGCCUCACCAGCACCUGGCAGCGAAUCAGAGCCUGUGAGGGCAUCCGAAGCGGUGAUGCAGUAUCAACCUCCCAGCUGGUGCCACUGUGCCCUCGGGGGCUCCAAGCAUUGUAACUCAGUCAUGGGAGCUGCCUCGUUGGAAGUGCAGAUUUAUUCCUGUAAUAAUCCUGCCUGCUUUUACCUCUUGUCCACUGACCGGCAAGUGUGAGUCCCGGUGUCAGUCGGCACAGUCCAGUGUCCAUCUUCAUUUGCUCAUGCAGAGGGGGUGAGUUGGGCACUCCCUGUUCUUGGUUUUCCUUUUGCAGUGCACUGGGCAGUCUCCCUAUAAAACAAAAACCCCACCUUCUGUGCCUUCUGCUUUAGAGCAGAGCUCCCCUUCCCAUUUCCUCAGUCUUCCCUGCAAAAUCUGUCCACCAGGGAAGGCAGCAGAAACCCUGGGCAGUGGGUGUUCUGGGAAGACUAGUGACAGCAAAUGUCAUCCAGGAACAGCCACACACGGUUCUCCAGGCCGCCGUCAGCAGCUCAAGGUGGGGUAUGAGUGAGAAGCUGAGGAUCUUGCAGCUUGUUGCUGAGCAAGGUGCAACCGGGCUCAUGCUGUCAUCAGCACAAGACAGGAUGGCAAGGGCUUUCAGAUGCAUUUCUGAGAGUCCAGCAAGCCAGGGGGAAGAUGAUCCCUUUGCCGAAGCGUUCCCUCUAGCCAACUUUUGGGAGCGCUUCUGUUUGCAAAGCACUGGGGAUGUACCUGUCUCUGUGUGACCCACGCACGGGAAGGGAGAGCACUGGAGUAAUGACACUUCUGCUGCUGUUUUGAUUCUCAAGGCUGAUCUUUAAAACCCUCGCCUUGCUGUCAGGUGCUUUAAAGGCAGUCUGUAUCUUUUCUUCCCUUGGUGUGGGAGAGGUAAACACUUUGAUUUGCUGAAAGCUGUAUGGAGUAUAUUUGAACAGCUAGUAGUUAGCUUUGAAAGUGGAAGUGUGAACAGACACUGCCUGUGUCACUUUGGGUCCUUCACUUUACCCCCACAGAAGUCUAGAGGUGCCUGUUAUAAAGCAUUACGGGGCGCCUGCAUGCAGGAGGAAGGACCUGUAUUAGCUGGAAAUCAUCAGGAAUCCAGCUUGCCUCCAUCUCUCUGAGAUGUGCUGGGUACAGCCUGCCCCUCCUAGUUCUGUCCACCGGGAAGAGCUGGCUGGCAGCAGAUCCCAGGGGCAGAGCCCCUGCUGGGUCCUGGGAGCUCAUCUUUACCUGUGCCGGAGUGGGAACUGUGUUUCCAGCCGGGCAGGUCAGAUUGGAGCAGUGCUAAGAGGCUGUUGCAGGAGAACUAGACGGGCGGGGCCUGCUGCAUCUGGAUCAUGUUUCUGUGCUCUGCCCCGCGCUAGGGACUCAGGGUCUGGCCUUCUGCCAGGCGAGGAGCAGAGAGACUGUUCCCUUGGGUGGAGAGGCGUGGGCAUGAGAACCACCCACUGCCAAGCAAGAAUGUUCGUGCUUUUUUUCAGAGAGGGGAACCCCACUGGUUUUUAUGGAAACAAUGGAAACUUACAGAUGCCUGCCUGGGAUGAUGAGGCACAUUCAGAACAAAUGCUUUUUUUUUUUUUUUUUUUUUGAGACAGAGUCUCGCUCUGACGCCCAGGCUGGAGUGCAGUGGCGUGAUCUCGGCUCACUGCAACCUUUGCCUCCCGGGUUCAAGUGAUUCUCCUACCUCAGCCUCCUGAGUAGCUGGGAUUGCACCACCAUGCCCAGCAAAUUUUUGUAUUUUUAGUAGAGACGGAGUUUCACCAUGUUGGCCAGGCUGGUCUCGAACUCCUGACCUCAGGUGAUCCGUCCGCCUCGGCCUCCCAAAGUGCUGGGAUUACAGGCGGGAGCCACCAUGCCUGGCCAGAACAAAUGCCUUUUUAAACCUUUUAAAAACAUUUUUAAAAUGUCUUUUUCUAUGUCAAAUGUAACAUUUAUUUUUUUAAACAAUAAAAUUGAUUUGCCAAAA
Molecule: messenger RNA, 9859 nt
Organism: Pongo pygmaeus (Bornean orangutan)
Lineage: Eukaryota; Metazoa; Chordata; Mammalia; Primates; Hominidae
Gene: H6PD
Product: hexose-6-phosphate dehydrogenase/glucose 1-dehydrogenase
Exons: 5
Coding region: 930-3338 (802 amino acids)
Biological process (GO): pentose-phosphate shunt, oxidative branch; glucose metabolic process; pentose-phosphate shunt
Cellular component (GO): endoplasmic reticulum
Molecular function (GO): 6-phosphogluconolactonase activity; NADP binding; glucose-6-phosphate dehydrogenase activity
Source: RefSeq, a predicted model, not a curated record